ACAAAGCUUUCUCAUUAAAAUUUCUAUAACCCUAUCUCUUCUUCCCGCUUGAGCCGUGGAAUCCGUUUGGCAUGGAAGGCGACGAACUCCAGAAGCCGAACGGUCUGCCCGUAGAAACCCUAGAUAUGAUCGCCCAGAAGAAGCACGCGGCGAUGCUCGAGCGCCUUUCCAACAACCACCAAUCCCGUCUUCAGCAGUCCGCGGCUCGCCGUACUGCCGCUGACUUCUCGUCUCCCUCCUUCGAGUCCGUCCAAUCAUUCCUAAGCCUCUUUUCCGACGCAAAACGCUCCGUAGAGGCCGAUCUCCACCGCUGCCGUGCCAUCGCCGCCGCUGAUCCGAAAGCCAAAUCCCAGAUCAAGCUGGAACUCGACAAGGUAUCGGAAUCCAUCUCCGAUCUUGAAAAAAUCGUUUCCGAACACUCUUAUUUCCUGCCUCCUUACGAGGUACGUUCCUCCCUGAAAACGAUCGAGGAGCUCAAGGAAAUGGUUGAAAGCGCGAAUGCCGAGAUUGCACCGAGGAAGAAGUUCACCUUCAAGAGCAAGGCUUCGUCAAAGAAAGAACCCGCUGCUUUGGCGAAAGAGUCUGAGCAAUUUAUUACAGUUUCCAAUGCUGCGAGUCAGAAUAUUAGCUUGUCGGACUCGCCGGGUUUUAGGAACAAGCAAGGCGAGAUUCUGAUAAAGCGUUUUAGAGUUUCUGAAUCAGAGGGGGAUUUUAGCAUUGUUGAUCUGGAUUCCUGUGAUGUUUAUCUGAAAGGGAGAUUCAGAGCAUUGUUUAUUCACCGGCUCAGGAAUUGCCGCAUAUUUACGGGUCCGGUGCUGGGAUCGAUUCUCAUAGAGGAUGUGAACAAUUGCUUGUUUAUGCUAGCGUCCCACCAGAUUAGGAUUCACCAAGCAAGAGAGUGUGAUUUCUAUCUUAGGGUCCGAAGUAGGCCCAUUAUAGAGGAUUGCAGUGGCCUGAGGUUUGCGCCUUACAGGUUAUUAUACGAAGGGAUCGACAAGGACCUCAGUGAUUCUGGCCUUGAGGAAGAAACAAGGAAUUGGGCUAAUGUGGACGAUUUCCGAUGGCUUCGAGCUGUGCAAUCUCCUAAUUGGUGUUUAAUACCUGAAGAAGAGUUUGUUGCUGUUAGAAAUAUUUCAGAAUUGGAGGAAAAAUCUGGUGACACCUAGCUUACUUGAAACUUUGGCGUUCAUGUGAAUUAGAUAAGCCAUUCAAGUUUUGGUGAGCAUGCAUUUGUGCAUUAGAUUGGAAGUCUUAUUUUAUAUUUAUAUGCAUUCAAUUCAAAGGUUGUAAGUACAUUUGAAUUUUUCAGUUUGUUCAACAAGUCAGCUUAUAUUUGUUCCGGGAGUAACUGUUACACUGAACUAAUCUAAAGAGCAUUUAAUUCUUUGCUUUCAGAGAUGCACCAUAUUUUUGUUUCAGUGUGUUUCGUUGUGGUUGUUCUCAUGGCAGCUUUUCCGGCACUGAGCAUUGCUCACAGGUUAACUGUUAUGCAGAACCAGUCUGAGUUGUGACCUUAUGCUUUCAGAGACGUCACCAUAUUUUGGAGUUUCAUUGUGCUUUCUUCUUCUUGACCUUUUUCUAUUCCAUUAUCUUCUACUGGGCACACACUGAUGCUGUUCAUUGAAUUCUUUUCUAUAGUCAUGCAACCUUCUGAAUCAUUGCAAUGCUUUCCCCUACUACUACUUGCAAUGUCAUUAAUAUAAAUUCCCUACAUUCUAAUAAGUUAACCAUGAUAACGUUGUUAUACUAUGUAGAAAUCGGUAAGGUUUCGAUUGGGAUUGCUAUUUACAACAGUUUUUUAAUACAAAAAUUUGUUGAAAGAAAAAAAAAAUGAUAGUAAUCAAAAGAUGUCUCAAAUGAAAUUUAAGUUUAAGAAGUAGUCGACAGACUAGUUUAACUUCCUGAGGGAUGAUUUGUUAGUCAUUGGUUUGAUUGGGUUAAGUGUUAUAAACUAUGAUGAUGCUUGAGAGGAUCAAGUUUGCUCUCUUCUUUAAAUAUUAUGCCAUUACUAGCAAUCAAUCUUUUAUUAGCUAGCUUAAGCCCUCAGCUAGUGUUCAAUGCUAUUUUGCCAAAUAUUUCAACUGAGGACAAUGUUAAGGUCACUUUAUUUUUGUGUGAAGUGCUAUUGUUGUUGGUUGGCUCUUGUCCUAAUGUUCAUCUCUAAAUUUAUGGUUUGAUUUUCCUAUACUAACCUUUUGAUAUGUGUAUGUCAUAGUUCUCAUUUGAGAAUCGAGCUAUUUUUUAUUUGUGACGCAUGCCUUCAAGAAAUUAGUCACCUUUUGGUUAUUAGCAUUUAUUAUCUUCUUUAAAAUUAUUGUUGUUGAGAGUAAAACCAUGCAACGAAAAAAAAGCUAAAAGAACAUCGGGAUUUAACGUGAAAGAAAUUCAAAAUUAGGACAAAAAAAAAACUACGGGGCCGCAUCGAGAAGUCCACUAUAAAAAUAGGAGAAAAUAUACAUAUCACUCUUUUCACACUCACUUGUUUCUCUUCACUACAUACACUGUUCUACAUAUAAAACAGACUAAUAGAUGCACUUAAAUUCACCAAGAGAUGCAAUUCUUUAAAUGAACUAAGAAUAAUUAGGAAGGAAAAACUAAGCCCAACUCGCAAUGUCGUGGCGUUAGGGUCUAGAGUGGUGCAGCUCACCACUUUCAUCGGGUUUUUUGAAAUUUAUACUAUUUUUAUUAAAUAGAAAAUAAUCUAGCCUCUGAAAAAUAACUUUGUAGCACGAUUAAAGUCUUAAAGUUAUAUUUUAUGUAAUCUUUGCUAAUUUGAUUAUUUUCUAAAAAUAAGAAUUUUCACCUACUUUUCUAAGCUGGUUUUUUGUUAAUUAUUGUUAAUACA
Molecule: messenger RNA, 2845 nt
Organism: Dendrobium catenatum
Lineage: Eukaryota; Viridiplantae; Streptophyta; Magnoliopsida; Asparagales; Orchidaceae
Product: tubulin-folding cofactor C
Exons: 2
Coding region: 72-1166 (364 amino acids)
Biological process (GO): post-chaperonin tubulin folding pathway; tubulin complex assembly
Cellular component (GO): cytoplasm
Molecular function (GO): tubulin binding
Source: RefSeq, a predicted model, not a curated record